Arachis ipaensis is the source of this 1002-nucleotide messenger RNA. Lineage: Eukaryota; Viridiplantae; Streptophyta; Magnoliopsida; Fabales; Fabaceae. The record is from RefSeq and is a predicted model, not a curated record.
AUGAGUUACCCACAAGAACAACUGGGGGAAUGUAUGAGGUUAGACUCACUUGAAGAGGAGGUGCAGGAGAGUUUUGAAGAAGAAGAGUCUGAAGAACCCGAAAGAAUAAUAGAAGAAGAGUGUACAUCAGGUGAAGAGUAUAAAAAUAUUGUUUAUAUCUCCUUACACUGUCAAUCUCACAGUCCCAAAAGAACCACCAGCCACCGCCACCGCACGGUUGCUGCCACGAUCAUCGGCUACUUUGCUUUGUCUCCGUCACUGCAUCGUCGCCUCCGGAAGUCCUGUGCGUGUGUCGUGUAUUGUCGUCGACGCCGUUCUCUCUUCUCGUCGUUGGCUCGUCUGCAUCUGCCGGUUCCUGCACCUUCGGCCUCCGUUCGCGUCGCAUUGUCCCUGCGGCCUCACUUCGUCCACCAUGCUAUGAAAUAUGAACCCUUGACUUCCCUUAUUUUCCAGCUAUCAAAAGAUCCGACGAUGAGCUUCCAAUUUUCAGCACAUGAUUGUGUAUUAUCAAGUUUAAUUGUGCUUGCUACCUAUGCUGUUGUGUAUUAUCAAGAGAAUCAUAUGUACACCAUGUGAUAUAAAAGGGUUGCAGUGAAGGCAAAGCGUCUUGAGUUUUAUAUGUGUCUGGUGAAGAGAGCCUUGAGUAAAUUGGUAACAGAGCAGAACGCCUUAGGAUUAAAUCAGAUAUAUAUUUAUAUUCAAGUACUGAUAUUGAGGUGAAAAUCUGGAUUUCUUCUGAUUAGUUUUGCUGCUAGCAUUCUUCUUGCUAUAUUAUUUUCUGUUUUAUACAUGGAUUUUUAUUGAAGUUAUUGUCUGGGUCCUAUUAAGCGAUUAUUUCAUGUAAUAGCCUUAACUUGCGAGAACUGUAUGCUGAAGUCUAGAUACUUAUAUGCUUUUUUAUUUAAUUUAGUUUUCAGGACAUAUUGAAGAAAGCUCAGCUUCUUUCCCCUCAUGCUAUGGUUGUUGAUUCAAUACAAACUCUUGAUCCUAUCAACACUGUUA